Triticum aestivum (bread wheat) is the source of this 611-nucleotide messenger RNA. RefSeq lists its product as uncharacterized. The record is from RefSeq and is a predicted model, not a curated record. Lineage: Eukaryota; Viridiplantae; Streptophyta; Magnoliopsida; Poales; Poaceae. The transcript is spliced from 3 exons. The coding region runs from base 50 to 466 and encodes 138 amino acids.
GAAGUGGCUGACCUUUCCACGUCAAGUAAAGCUCAUUACCGAUGGGAGAAUGAGCCCAAUAUUAAGGAAAAUGAUAGUCACAGGUGUUUGUGGCCUCGUAAGCCUUGUACUGCGGCAGAAUUUGUAUCUUGAGCACCUCCGUGCUGACGAUUUAUAUAUCAAGCAGCGUGGUAAUGGUGAACCUACACUGAAAGUCUUGCUAUCCGGUGUCAGAAAAAAUUCGGGUACACCGAGAGUUGAAUCUAGCUGGCAACACGUCAAGGACCUCCUUGUGCACUGUUACAAUGUUUUGGGAUUAAAUCCAAGUGAGGGUACAAAGUCCUUGCAUAAGUUUAUCGGUAGUCAGACAGAGAGUGCGACUCUUGAAGGUUACCCUGAUUUCUGGAAUGAUGAUGAAAAGGAUAUGUACCUAAGGUUAAUAAUUCAAGCAGACAUAAGCAAGACUGAAACUUCACUUCAAAACUGAGGUGUCACUUGGCCGAGGGACACAUACGGAUCUGUUGUGUCGAUGUUGCAAGAUAUAAUUAACCAUGACACUAAAUCAACAUAUGACACUAGCAAACCAUUGGAAUAUAUCAGACUCUGCCGGAAUGUGGGGAAGAAGUUUAAUG